Messenger RNA from Exophiala oligosperma, 552 nucleotides. RefSeq lists its product as uncharacterized. NCBI's taxonomy places the organism in Eukaryota, Fungi, Ascomycota, Eurotiomycetes, Chaetothyriales, Herpotrichiellaceae. Bases 1 to 552 code for a protein of 183 amino acids. The transcript has 2 exons. The record is from RefSeq and is a predicted model, not a curated record.
AUGUCAGACUCAUUCCUCUACGAAUACCCUUCACCGUUGGAAGGUUAUGAAGGUCUACCACCACUCCCCGACGCGUUGAACGAGGAGGAUGGUAAAUCUUUCAAGAACUCCCAAACCGGAGUCUUGAGUCCCAGUUACGAGAAAUUCACUUCGGGGGUCACCAACGGCCGGCGUGGAGGUUUCGACGUCCACAUUUACUACCAUUACGGAAGCGAGUUUGAGAAAGGAUUCGCCAGAGCUUUGUGGGAAAGAAUCCGAAGGGAAUUUCCAGAAUUGAGAAUAUAUAAACUCUGGGAUCGUCCUGUAGGACCUCACACCAUGGCAAUGUUUGAGGUCAACAUCUUUACACCGGCACAGUUUGGGGCCUUUAUACCUUGGUUGGUGAUCAAUAGAGGACCUCUUUCGGCGUUGGUACAUCCAAACACGGACGACGGAGAUCACCUGAGAGCUCACAGUCAGCGUGCGACCUGGCUAGGUGAAAGAAUACCACUCGAUCUGAGAUCCUUGAAGGAGUUCGAGGAGAAGAAUCGAGACCAAAAAGCCACAAAGUAA